CUCGAAGUUUCAAUUGAAAGGAAGAAAUAAUUGUUAGAAAAGUGAUAGAAUCGAUUAUCGAAAUUUGUUGUAAGGAAUAUAUACCCACAUACGCUAUAGGAGUCUUCAGAAUGUUUAACUUGUGCUAGUGCGUGUAAUUCUGUUAAAAUUCUGCGCGGGUGAGAAAAGUGAUCCUGAAAGUGUUCUAUGCCGCAGAUCUGCGAGGAAAAUGCCAGUGACGCCAUUAAAGAUAGAUGCAUUUGAGGAGGGUCGUCUAAGAGAUUGGCAGCCUCGUAGGUCUCAGUACAAGGUGCCGCUGAGGUUAUUGCGAUUGUGUUUGCUCGGAAUGUUUCUUCCCUCUGCAUUGGUAGCGGGGCCGAUGUACUUGCGAUAUCGCGUAUAUUCCGAGCAAUUGUACCCUGUAACCGUCUCCGAUCAGAGGCUUAUCGAUGCCAAAGUAUCGACAACUUGGUGCCAGAGUCAGGUGAUAAAAGUUAACGCGACGUUCAACGCUUAUCUGAUGAGCGACGAGCCGAAAGUCGAGAACGACAUGCAAGCCGUUUCGAUGACCAGACACUUGAUUUUGGAGGACGACAUGAAGGAAUAUUGGGGAUUUUAUCUUCUUCGCGGUAGCAGCGUAACAGUCUCCACUUGCGUCAGAUGGCCCGGCGCUUCUUUGACGAUAAUUCGUGGGCACAAACAUCUUCACGAGUGCGCAUUCAUUGGUGACGACAGCAGCGAAGAGCUGGAGGAACUUCUAGAAGUCGCCAAUGAGACCGGGCUUCUUUCCACGAACGGAGUAGAUGAGAACGAGAGUCCAAGCAACGCGCCAGAGAAGAUGAAGAGGGCCCAGAAAGGUGUACAGUUCCACCACAAGGACCACGCACUUCCUCAGAACAGCUCGAGGCACGUAACGAAUUCAAUGAUGCACCACUAUAAUAGCCACGAGUUAGACGCGAAGGCGAUGAGAACGAUUCUCACCGAGCUGUUCGUCAAGACACUCGACACGAAGAAGAAGCAAAAGGAGAAUCCCCAUCAUCAUUACGAGGGUACCUUCGUGGAAGCGGCGAAUAUCGAUAAACCGCCUGUCCAAUAUUCUUCUCGCGUUGUACAAGAAACAACUAGCCAAUACACGGAAGAAAGGACAAUAAAAGGGUCGGAGGUGCUUUCGCGGAAAGAAAGCGAAGCCACGACGGAGGAGGUUAAAUCGAGCACCGUGAUCAACGGGGAAUUGAAGCAGCAGAACGGAAAACGCGAUAAAUCGGAGCAAGAUGGCGUUCCGCAAAAACAAACAACCGAGAAGGAAAUAAUUAGUGAGCCUCAAGGGAAAUUAGGAGAAUCAACGUCUGCGGAGGUGUUCCGCGAUGUUUUGGAUAGACUCAAUUCGCUGGGUUAUCGCGGACAGAAGAUGCUGAAGAGAUUGGUGGACGAAAUCGAGAAGAAAGGAGCCGAGGGCGACACGUUGCGGCAGGCGGUGGACGAGUCAAUGAAGAAUCAGAAGCUCACGGAGGCUGAGAAACGAAGAAGACGAAGGGACCUGAUCUUGUCCUCGCCUCUUCAGAAGGAACUAACGGAAGAGGAUUAUGACGCGGAUGCUGCUGUCGAGGAGGAUAUGUUGCAUCCAGAUGGCAUUGCUGAGGACAGGGGGACCGUGAACGAGACGACGCUGAACGACAGAAGCAACUCUGAGUUCUGGAGCUCUUUCAGCAGCUCCGAGGAGCGAUUACUGGAAUGCAAGGGGCUGAUAUUAAACUUACCCUUAACUCCGCAUCGGCAUUGCACACCGAAACACGAGGACGAGCAUUCAUCGGUCUCGUUUGCGAAUACGGUGACGUACAGAGUCCCCACGAAUGGUUACUAUUUCUUCGUCUUCAACUCCGAGAACGAGAUCCAGCCGAACUACGUGCGUGUGCGUUUCGAUCUUCUGAAGACCGUCUACAACACAUCGAAUCCCGUUCACGCAUGCAAAAACAGCACCGCCGAAUGUUCGUUGCCGUUCAAGCUUUUCAGCAAGGAGAGAACGGUCCUCGAGCUACCAUUGAGUGGCAACGACUCGCAAUGGAACGAGGAAUACGUGGUGGUGUCGACGUGCGAGCCCAGAACAGCUGUUUACCUGCUCUGCGUCAUACUGGUCCCACUGCUGAUCCUCGUAUUUGCCUUUCAUUGA
Messenger RNA from Dufourea novaeangliae, 2146 nucleotides. RefSeq lists its product as uncharacterized. The coding region runs from base 209 to 2146 and encodes 645 amino acids. The transcript is spliced from 7 exons. The record is from RefSeq and is a predicted model, not a curated record. NCBI's taxonomy places the organism in Eukaryota, Metazoa, Arthropoda, Insecta, Hymenoptera, Halictidae.